AUGGCACUCAGCUCGUCGGUUGUCUGGCUGCUCGCCGCUCUCCUCCUGCUCGGCCUGGUGCGGGCGGAGGCUCGCCAGCAGCCGGGGGCGGCAUCCUAUCCGGCAGCCGGCUUCAGGCCAGCCAGGCAGUUCGGCCUGCCGGCCGUCCAGCCGAAGCCCGCGCGCCUGGUGGCCAACAGCGAGGCGCGCGAGGACCUCGACGACGCCGCCGAGGAGGUGGAGGUGGAGGUGACCCCGGACAGGGCGGCUCCUGCGCCCGCUCCUCUGCCGGCGGUCCCGCUGACUCCCACCAUCGCAUACUAUCCGGCGGGAGCCGUGGGAUUCGUCCGGCCGGCGACCUUCGCCAAGGUCAUCGCUGCCCCGCUGCAGACAACUGCCUUCGCGGCCACGCCCCAGUACUACCCCGCCUACUUGGGCUAGUUACUGGCUACUCGGAUUGAAUCUUGAUUCCUUCUUCGUUUACUGCAAUACACUUUUCAUCCCGGGCUGUUCUAUCCAAAUUGAAUCAGUUCACUAGUUUUCCAUGGUUUGUCGAGUUUGGUUUUACCAAAUUAUUUGAAUAUUACAAAAAAAUCAUUCAGUUUUUGGACAUUGUGCGUGCAUAAUUAUAUUGCAAAGAAUUUAACUGGAAACUUAGAAGGUAUUUACGGGUCUUUCUUUAUUAUUUCUAACUUGAACGCGGAAUAAAGCAUCUGUUUGAUGUAUUUACAAAUAAGUCAUAGAUUUAUUCGAAAUAAACUGGAUAGAUAAGCAGUUUGAAUGUUGAUAAAUGUUGUUAAUCUGGCACUUCUACGAAUUGCAAAUAGAAUAGCAUACCUAAAAACUA
Messenger RNA from Drosophila ficusphila, 826 nucleotides. RefSeq lists its product as uncharacterized. The record is from RefSeq and is a predicted model, not a curated record. The coding region runs from base 1 to 420 and encodes 139 amino acids. Lineage: Eukaryota; Metazoa; Arthropoda; Insecta; Diptera; Drosophilidae. The transcript has a single exon.